AUGAAUCAUCGCCAGCUGCUUGCUCAACUCGCGUCGUUUCGUAGGCUCAAGAAACUCGUCCUUUUAGACGGGAGUUUGCUUGUCGUUCCGGACGCCUUCCUUGCUGGGCUUGUCGAAUCGCAUCCCGAUUUAGUCUAUCUUCACAUCGGUGCGAUGAAGGAGGCGUUCGAACGCGGCAAUGCUUUCACUACGAAUGGACUUUCACGCCUGUUCGAGGGUUGCACCCGACUAGAGGAUCUGCGUUUCGUUUGUCCGCCGGGUGUCCGUACCAUUCCACCUUCCAUCAGCAGCCAAUUUCGUCUGAGAAGACUUUCCCUCACAGCCCAUAGGAUUCAGCAUCUUCCUGAAGCUUUUACCUCGUUGCAGUUGCUUGAGAUCCUUGAACUAUGCAUGGAAGAGCUCCGCGAUCUGCCACAGAACUUCGGUAGUCUAGUCGCUCUCAAGUCAUUGCACCUGAAACGCGUUCGCUCUCUACGCUCACUCCCAACGUCCGUUCAGCAGCUCGCCAAUCUGCACCAUCUUUCCAUCCAAGGCUGCGGGACAUUUCAAUUACCGGGUGGUCUCUCCAAGCUUCCACGACUGAAGGAGCUCGAGUUAGAAAACUGUGCAGAUCUUUUGCCUCUGCCGGCGCUGGAAAACCUACGCUUUUUGGAUGUAAAGGGAAUCACGGAGCUUCCAGAGACUGUUGGGCUGCUGCAGCAACUGCAAAUUCUUACCAUCAAAAGCUACUCGACUAAUUUCUCGUCGCUGCCCCGGACCUUGCCUGAUGUGUCAUCCCUCACGAGCCUCGACUUGAGGGUGCAUAAUCUUUCAGGCCUGCCAGAUGGCAUUGGCCGAUUAUCAAAGCUUCAAACCGUCAAGCUGGAGAGUUACAGUGCUGUCCCGCUUGUCGCUCCAAGAAUAUCUUCCCUGCCUGAUGACUUCGGGCAGCUGACUGCGUUGAAGAUUCUGCAUUUGUCAUACCUUGGAGAACUCAGUCAUUUACCAGAAUCCCUCGGACAUUUGCUGAAAUUGCGGGAGCUGGAGAUUUCUUACUGUGAUCAGCUGCAGCAGCUACCCAACUCUUUUACCCAGUUAUCUUCUCUUCAUAUUCUAAAAGUUGAGCAUUGCCCAAAGCUAACUGCUAUACCAGAGGGUCUGGGGGAUGGGAUGUGCCAUCUUCGUGAGCUGCGUUUAGUUUGCAACGGUCUAAGCCCUGUCCCUGGAUCCUUCUCUCGCCUGUCGUCACUUGAAGUAUUACACAUCGUAUACAGCGAGUUCUUAGGAGAUUGCUUGUCCGAGAGCUUCAACAGCUUUACACGCCUUAGGCACCUCUCUUUAUCGGACAUCCCGAAUCUAACUUCCCUUCCUACCUCGCUCUCCAGAAUGGCUCUCACCCUUACAAGCCUGAAAGUGGCUGCUUGCGAGGAGCUGAAAGCGUUACCAGAGGAGAUAGGGCAGCUGGUCAUGCUGGAAAAGCUUGAGCUUUCCAGUUUAGAUGGAUGGAAUCUCUACCUCGGUCGUUGUUGA
Closterium sp. Yama58-4 is the source of this 1509-nucleotide messenger RNA. The record is from the annotation of a GenBank genome assembly. Lineage: Eukaryota; Viridiplantae; Streptophyta; Zygnematophyceae; Desmidiales; Closteriaceae.